AUGCCAGAAAAGACAACCAAGAGACCCAAGGUCACGGCACUUUGCCAGCACUGCCACGGGCGCAAGGCCGUUAUGAAAAGGCCAAAGAAUCAUCAAAAACUCUGUAAAGAGUGCUUCUUCCUUGUUUUCGAAACUGAGAUCCACAACACCAUCACCAACGCUGAGCUCUUUUCCAGAGGCGAAAAAGUCGCUAUUGGUGCCUCCGGAGGUAAGGAUCUGACUGUCCUUGCAUCUGUACUUAAAACUCUUAACGAGAGGUAUGACUACGGCGUCCACCUCGUCCUAUUGUCUAUAGAUGAGGGCAUCAAGGGGUAUAGAGAUGACUCUCUCGCCACCGUCAAACGUAACAAGGACCAAUACCAGAUGGAUCUUGAGAUCGUAUCAUACAAAGACCUUUACUCCUGGUCCAUGGAUGAGAUCGUUGCCUGCGCUGGCAUGAGAAACAGUUGCACAUACUGUGGAGUUCUUAGAAGACAGGCUCUAGAUCGUGGAGCCGCCCAGUUGGGCAUUUCGCACGUUGUCACGGGCCAUAAUGCUGAUGACAUGGCUGAGACAGUGUUGAUGAAUAUCUUGAGAGGUGAUACCGCCAGACUAGAGAGCCUGACAUCCAUCAUGACUCAGUCGAGCGGCCUGCCGAUCAAAAGGUCAAAACCAUUCAAGUACUCCUACCAGAAGGAGAUUGUGCUCUACGCUCAUUACAAAAAGUUGGACUAUUUCUCCACAGAGUGUUCAUACGCCCCUGAGGCCUUCCGAGGCACCGCCAGAGAGCUUCUCAAGUCCUUAGAGGCUGUCAGACCUUCUUGCAUCAUGGACAUCAUCUACAGCGGAGAGCAUUUAGCCUUAGCACCAAAGAAGAAAAAGAAGACAGUUGCAUACAAGAACAAGUCAAAGGAGAAUAUGGAACAAGAAAUCCGUCCGGAUGGCACUGUUAGUCUCAAGACAGACGGAAACACUUGCGAGAAGUGUGGCUACAUCACGUCCAAUAAGAUUUGCAAGGCAUGUGUCUUGCUUGCCGGUUUGGAGAGUAGCAGGGCUAAAGUGGGUAUUGAGGAUGGAUCCAAGGAAGGUCCGGCGAAGCUCACUAGAACUCUCGAGCAGUUAACAUUCUGA
Molecule: messenger RNA, 1110 nt
Organism: Candidozyma duobushaemuli
Lineage: Eukaryota; Fungi; Ascomycota; Pichiomycetes; Serinales; Metschnikowiaceae
Exons: 1
Coding region: 1-1110 (369 amino acids)
Biological process (GO): tRNA wobble position uridine thiolation
Cellular component (GO): cytosolic tRNA wobble base thiouridylase complex; mitochondrion
Molecular function (GO): tRNA binding
Source: RefSeq, a predicted model, not a curated record